Messenger RNA from Oppia nitens, 1740 nucleotides. Its product is annotated as nose resistant to fluoxetine protein 6-like. Bases 1 to 1740 code for a protein of 579 amino acids. The transcript has 9 exons. The record is from RefSeq and is a predicted model, not a curated record. Lineage: Eukaryota; Metazoa; Arthropoda; Arachnida; Sarcoptiformes; Oppiidae.
AUGUUUACAAAGUUUCUUAACAGUGUUUUACUGAUAGGAUUUUUUGUGACAUUAAAUAAUACUUUAGUAAUUGUGUCACAAAAUCAACCGAAAAAUCAAUCGCUAUAUUUGUGGCAAAAUCUGAGUCUAUAUGCAAACAAUUGGAGUAAAGAAUUUGUCGCAAUUCAUAAGCCAUUUGUCGAAGAAGUAGUUCAAUCAAGUAAUGUAUCGCAUAGUUGUUCACAAAGUUUAUCUGCAACUCUGGAUGCUAUCGUUAGACUAGAAGACUGGUCACUAUUGAUGGCCAAUUCCUGGCCAACAAUACCACCAAUAGGUAUAUUUGAAGGAACAGUUACCGACUUAGGAGCCUAUGAUCAAUGUUUGGCUAUUGUUGAUAAUGAGGUGUUAGGAUCAGCUCAGUAUUGUUUGCUAGACUUCAAGUUUCCAUUACCCGAACCGAUGGCCAAACAACACAAUUUGUUUCAUCAAAUUAAUGAUUUACUUCCGGCUAAUAAUAGUUCACAAAUUAACACAACAAACAAUGCAUUGAAUAUUAUUGCAAAAGAGGCGUCAAUUUUCUAUUGGAUUUCAUUACGAUUAGGCAUUUGUACGCCAAAUAAAUGUAAUACUAAUGAGAUCUCAUCAAUGGCUAAAUAUGUGGCAGCUAAAUCAGGAGUUCAACUAAAGUCAGUUAAUUGUGAACUAAAAUCCAAAUUAUCUUUAAAACCUAUACAUGUUUUUGCAAUAUCUUUUAUAGUUAUUUUCUGUGUGAUGUGUACUUUGGGUACAAUUAAUGACUUUCAAAAGAAUUCAAAUGGAUAUAAAUUUAUAAAAAUAUUUUCAUUGAAUCGAUCUGUUCAUCGAUUGCUAGCUCCGACCUCAUCAUCGGAUCUGUCGUGUAUUCACGGUAUACGAGUCUUGUCUAUACUUUGGAUAUUAUAUGGACACACCAUACUGUGGAAUAACAACCAAUUGGCCGCCCAAAGUUUUCACGGAAAACAUUUAUUAACACAAUUCAUGGCUCAACCCUUAUUGAAUGGAGUCUAUGGUAUCGCCACUUUCCUAUUGAUUAGUGCUAUCUUAACAACCUAUAUAUGCUUAACUGUUACAAACAAUAAUCGUAAAAAUUUUUCAAUCAUUGGAUACAUUGUAUUACGUUUGGCCCGACUUUGGCCACAGUUAAUGAUAUUUAUAUUGUUGACAUUUUUGUUGCCACUGACCGGUUUGGGUCCCGUCUGGUCCGAGGUUGUGGGCGACACUGUUGGCAAAUGUAUGGACAAUUGGUGGCUAAAUAUGCUGCUAAUACAGAACCUCUAUAGAUCCGAUCGCAUGACUUAUUUGACACUGAUAUGGAUAACAAUACUAUUGGCUUAUUGUAUGCCAUUGUGGGACAAAGUUUAUUGGAUGUACGGCCGCCACUACACGCCAUUAGUCGGUACUAUUGGCUAUCAAAUGUUUCAACUGAUUUGGUCGGUGUGUACAUCACUAAUGAUAUGGCUGUGUGUAUCUGGCAAUGGAGGUCUGGUCAACCAAUUGCUAUCAAUGAAGCCGUUCAUACCGUUAGGACGGCUUACAUAUUCAGUGUAUUUAUGUCACGCUUGGCUGAUAUGGUAUUAUGUCGGUACCCGACGACACUUGACUGAUGUAUCUCAGUAUAAUAUUUUGAUAAAUUUCACUCACAUUACAGUCAUGUCAUAUAUUACUGGUUUUGUAUUUUAUGUAUUAUUUGAAUCGCCUAUAAUUGAGUUACAAAAUCAUUGA